Messenger RNA from Tuber aestivum (summer truffle), 2238 nucleotides. NCBI's taxonomy places the organism in Eukaryota, Fungi, Ascomycota, Pezizomycetes, Pezizales, Tuberaceae. The record is from the annotation of a GenBank genome assembly.
CUAAAUGCUCUCCUUUACCCAGCAUUGGGUACUACCACUGUGUACAGUCAUACAAAAAAGGAUGUAUGUAGCGGAUAAUUAUAAUUUCACACCUAAAAGUACUCGCAGUUCCUAACCACCGCGCAGAUCGACUUUCUCGCAGUCUUGGAGGCAUCCCGCGAUCCCCGCCACGGUGAAACUGGUUGGAUUGUUCAGCUCUGGUACCAGGAACCAGGGGGCGUCUGGCAAUCCGCCGACUUCUCUCCCGCUAAUAGUUUGAAAUCGGUAUGACGACUACGAUGUGCUACUUCUCCCUGCUAAUUUUUUAGCCAAUAUUACCCACUUCCAUCCCUCCAAAUAUCACCCGGACACAUUAUUCACUGCGCCUGAGUUACCAGAACUCACACGCUAUCCAGUUUACUCUCCGCCUCAGGUCUAUACUUGAGGAGCACGCGCCAUGGAUCUGGUGCAAGGAGCAGACUGGCCUUGAUGAUGGUCGAGUCAUCUUCCUUGACCCCUCUGCAGGCCUACCAAAGUUCGAAUGCCUUUUCGGCGGCCCGGACUCCAACGUCAUCGCAAAGUGUGCGAAAAGUCAAGUGCCCGGAGUUGGGCUCUUCGAUGUUACAGCCCCUGCUCUUCCUAUCACCGACAGCUCAAGCACAACUUCCCUCGGCAUUCCCGUGGACCUAGACCGUUAUUACGCAUUAGUGAGUUCCGUCUCUGGUGCUGGGUCCAAGCCUCUGAUUCUUUAGGUUAAAUUGAGUUCCCCAUGGAUGGGGCCUCGCCAAGGUAGCUCCCACUUCACAAUCGAUCUCGAUGGUCUUCUCAUUGGAUUCCUACGUUCCGAUGGCAACCACGUUGUUGUUCUCCCUGUCUCCGGCAUCAACGAUUGCACCACAUACGUUUGCUCGGAGGCAGGGAAAGUGCUCCUAAAGACUAGAAAUGACGCCGGUAACUUCCAACACCACCGGGCGAUUGUCGCAAUCGGGUGGAAAUACCAGGAAGCGGUCAAUGCAGCUUUCUAUAGAGCUCGCGAAUUAAUCCGGUCGUUGACCCCACCAAGCCCUAUAGAACACCUAGUACCCACUCCGUCCUGGCAUGAAACCUGGUAAGCCACCGCUCCAUGUUCAAUAUCAUGCGAUAUUGUUUUUCUAAGCGGAGAGCAGGUAUGACGGCCUCGCAUACUGUACCUGGAAUGGAUUGGGUCGAGAGCUUUCCGAAGAAAGAAUUCUUUCCGCUCUCCAAGACCUUGCGGAUAACGCAAUAUAUGGUUAGAAACAGCGUAUACUCUCCGUUUCUAUGUACUGAUACUCUUUCCGAUAGUUACCUCCCUCAUCAUCGAUGAUAAUUGGCAGUCACUGGUAAGCCCUUAAAUAUCCUUUUCUCCCCUUUCAUGUUAACUCAACGUAACCCCUGCUCCUAGCGCGACGGCAGCCGUUGGGAUAGAUUUGAAGCGAACUCAAAUUUCCCACGCGGACUAGGGCAUACAACUUCCGAAAUUCGCAGGCGAUUCAAGAGCGUCAGACACAUAGCUGUCUGGCAUUCUCUAGUACGUUCCCAUGAAAUUCUGCCCGAUCAAUCAUAAUAACCUUCCCCUAGUUUGGGUAUUGGGACGGGAUUGCUCCUGGUGGAUGGAUUGAUGCCAACUACAAAUGUAUUAACGUUAAGUGGCGCAAGGGCAACGACAUCUGUGUUGUAGAUGCCUCAGACGUUGCUCGAAUGUACAACGAUUUCUACGGGUGAGUAAACAUUAGAAUCACGCUCGCGCCGUCUCUGCUGACUCGGUAAGCACAGUUUUCUUUCAAAAAAUGGCAUCGACUCCGUUAAAUGCGACGCGCAAUACGGAAUUGAUGACUUUGACGACGCUACAGUACGUCGGUCAUUAGGCCCAGCAUACCAGGAAGCGUUCAAAAUGAAUAGUAUUAAAUACUUUUCAAGACGAGUGAUCUACUGUGAGACGGUCCCUUCCCCAAGGCUUCAUUCACUAACACUUAAUCCCCAGGUAUGGCACACGUCCCCUACAUCUUCUUUCGCGCUUUGCUCCCUCAUGACGCAUCACCAGUCCUCUUUAGAAACUCCGAUGGUGCGUCUUUCCAUCCCUCAACCCCUCACGUAUCUACACCCCUAACUGAAUUCCUAACAGACUUCUUCCCCGAUGUCCCAAGUUCACACGUGUGGCACGUGUUCGCCAACUCGAUGAACAAUAUAUAUUCAUCCAAUCUUAAUUGUUUGCCCGAUUGGGACAUGUUCCAGUCAGCC